UCCACGACAACACCGGUACUAACCUUACAACACAGCAAAGAUGGUCGCCGCCAAGAAGCACGUCCCGAUCGUGAAGAAGCACACCAAGCGCUUCAACCGCCACCAGUCCGACCGCUUCAAGUGCGUCGACCCGUCAUGGAGAAAGCCUAAGGGUAUCGACAACCGCGUCCGAAGGCGGUUCAAGGGCCAGGCUGCUAUGCCCAAGAUCGGUUACGGAUCCAACAAGAAGACCCGCCACCUGAUGCCCAGUGGCCACAAGGCCUUCGUCGUCAACAACGCCCGCGACGUCGACCUCCUCCUCAUGCACAACCAGACCUUCGCCGCCGAGAUCUCGCACUCCGUCUCUGCACGAAAGCGCAUCGACAUCAUUGCCAAGGCGAAGCAGUUGGGCGUGAAGGUUACGAACAGCAAGGCUCGCGUCAAGACCGAGUCGUAGAUGGUUUUGCGGACGAUGGUUCUUUGACAGACAUGGAUGGAUGUGGGCAGGCGGGGCAUACACGGCGUCUACUCUGACUUCAGGCACGCAAUGGCAAACGACAGAUGAUGGGGUUGGUUGCUGGCUUAGCCUACUUAGCCCCCGCGGCGAGGGCAUGUAUGAAACAUGAUCGAACACAAAAAUCUCAUCAUUCACGUUUAUCGAGGAUGGUGUGUGCUGGUGGUGGGAAAGAGACAUGGUUGAGUGAGACGUAUGCAGUAGGAAUAUGCAAUUCCUCCACCUGCCAGUUCUGGUGCCUGCUCGACGGUGCGAGAGCGCUUCCACCUACCUCCCCUGUGUUCCAGACGACCCACGCUUGCGACUACUGAUGUGUUUCGAACAAACGAUAACCACCCCAACAGACUCCUCGCAUCUACACCAUCCGCCCGGAACGAUACAGCUUCC
Molecule: messenger RNA, 880 nt
Organism: Paraphaeosphaeria sporulosa
Lineage: Eukaryota; Fungi; Ascomycota; Dothideomycetes; Pleosporales; Didymosphaeriaceae
Product: 60S ribosomal protein L32-A
Exons: 6
Coding region: 41-436 (131 amino acids)
Biological process (GO): translation
Cellular component (GO): ribosome; cytosolic large ribosomal subunit
Molecular function (GO): structural constituent of ribosome
Source: RefSeq, a predicted model, not a curated record